AUGGUAUCAGAAUAUAUUAAAUAUUUGGAUGUAUUUUCCUAGUCUUUUUAAUUCAAUUCAGGAUCAAUAAAAGGUAGAAAAAGAACUUAUAUAGGUGUUUUCUUAACAUUUCUUAUAAUGGGGGUUUCUAUUUACUACUUCUUUUACCUUCUCUUGAGGUAUUUGUAGAACUAAAUAGAUCCUAAAUUUAGAACCUAAAAUUUCAUUAAGAAUGAUCUAAUCCAAAUACCUCUUAGUAAUAAUUUGAUUGCAUUUUAAUUUAUUUAGUCUAUAGAUGGGAAGACAAUAGAUGAAAUAUAAGCAUAAACAAAUAAAACAUAUAUUGUUACUCUUGCUAAAUUUAUUUACAGUGAUAGCAAUCAUGUCUAUACGAAGGAUUUAAAUGUUAUUCCAUGCAACUCUACUUAACUUUAAGGAUUCAGAUGCAUAGAUACAUCUGUUAUCCCUAGUAAUUAUACUUUGAUGCUAGAUUCUAAUAAUCAUGCAUAGUCAUAAAUUGCGAUAUCAGCGUACAGAUGCUAAGACAAAGACUGGAAAAAAAAAUUUAUACCUGAUAAUUGUGCAAGUUCUGAAGAUAUUAAUAAAUUUAUUGGUAAUUUAGCAAAUUUGGUAAACGUUAAAUUACUAACAUAGUAAUACAACACUACUUCAAAGUAAAUGGAAAAGAAUUUCAAAAUAUUCCGUAUAUUAAUGUCAAAAAGUUAAACAAUGUUCACAGAAUUUAAGGCUCAAAAUUAAAUUACCACCAUUAAAGAUGGAUUUGUAAUUUAAUCUGAAACUUAGUUUUCCUCACCUAUUUCAUAUAUUGCAACUACAUAAGCUUUAGACUCUUAAGCAAUAUUACAAUAGCAAGGAGUAACUUAUUUCUCAUAGUUUUUUUUGAAUGUUGAAGAAACAGUAUUCAUUACUGAAAUAUAAUUUCCAACUUUUCCAGAAAUUUUAGCUCUUUGUAAUAGUACUAUAUCUUUGCUGAUGUGUUUAGGAUUCUUAGGAAGGUAAAUGGCUUAAAAAUUAAUUAGACAAGAGUUGUUUCUCUAUAAUUUACAGAAUUUAUAUCUUGGUACCUAUGAUUAAAUUCUCAAAAUGCAUAAAUUUACUUAACCAAGUAAUUAUACUAAGAUUAAUAAAAAUUUGACCUAUUCAUGUGAAUUAUUAGAAAAUUCUGUUCCAAUUUUUGUUCCCAAUUUUAAUACAAAAAAAAGCAAUUAAUUAAAUUAAUUAUCAGAUACUGAAUAUUAGAAAGUUUAAGAUGAUAUUGUCUUAGAAAGGGAUUAAGCAGCAGAAAUUCAAACUUCAAUUGCAACUCCUGAUUAAAGUAUUAAACCUGAUUAUAUGUGCAUAGAUUAGUCAGAGCUUAAAGAAUAAAAAAAUGAAGCUAGUUUUUUGGAUGACAGUAGAAAUACACAUUGCAAUAUGAAAUCGAUAGAAAUGCAUAAAAAUAGAAAAUAAUUCUUUAAAAGUGAAGAACUUAAAGCAAAUAAAACUAUUUUAGCUAAAAAUUAAAAAUUUAGAUUAAGUGAAAUUAAUCUUAACUUUGAUAACAAACAAAUUCUAAAUAUUAACUAAAAAUAAAUGUCAUACGGAGAUUUAAAUAAUCAAAAUAUAGAAAAAAGGAGUUUUUCAGCAUAAGUGAAUUCCAAAAACUAUUUAGAAAAAAAGAACAUGUCAUCUUAAUAUAUUUUAUCACCUCUUUCAAGUUUUAAAGACCCUUUAAAAAGUAAUAAAUAAAAUAACUAUUUCAAGAAAAAUGAUAGAGUUUCAACAAAAUAAAACCAAACCAAUUAAAAAUAAGCAGAAAAAAUUCAAAUACUUUCAGUUCAAAGCUAAGUUAAUGAAAACCACAACCUAGUAAAUUAAAAUAUUUCUUAAAAUAAUUUAGAAUAAAAGUUUAAAGCUCUAAAUAGCUAAGCCUUACAAAAGAAGAUAGAAGGAAUACUAUUCAACAAAUGUGGUAUAUUUAGGAAAUAGAAGUGUAAACAAGAUAAUACCAUAGACUAAUAGACAUAUCUUUCUAUUGAAAAUCAAGUAAAUCGAAGUCUUGAUUUUUGUUAAAUUUAUCAAGAAAUAUCGAUGUGUAAAAAAGCUAUAAUGAUGAUUUUAAGCUAAGAUUAAUUUGCUGCACUAAAAUUAGUUGGUUGUUAAAAUAAAUUUUCAUAAGCAAUUUCCAAUUAGUAAUAAGGUAUUAUAAAUUAAUUGAAAUAAAUUAGUUAUAAUUUAUUUAUUUAUUUUUAUUUUCCAAAUUGA
Tetrahymena thermophila SB210 is the source of this 2244-nucleotide messenger RNA. Its product is annotated as transmembrane protein, putative. The transcript has 2 exons. Lineage: Eukaryota; Ciliophora; Oligohymenophorea; Hymenostomatida; Tetrahymenidae. The record is from RefSeq and is a predicted model, not a curated record.